Anoplopoma fimbria (sablefish) is the source of this 9469-nucleotide messenger RNA. Its product is annotated as zinc finger protein 1035. Gene Ontology annotation, cellular component: nucleus. Gene Ontology annotation, molecular function: RNA polymerase II transcription regulatory region sequence-specific DNA binding; DNA-binding transcription factor activity, RNA polymerase II-specific. Gene Ontology annotation, biological process: regulation of transcription by RNA polymerase II. NCBI's taxonomy places the organism in Eukaryota, Metazoa, Chordata, Actinopteri, Perciformes, Anoplopomatidae. The record is from RefSeq and is a predicted model, not a curated record. The transcript has 4 exons. The coding region runs from base 433 to 8862 and encodes 2809 amino acids.
CGGAGCUCCUGCAACCUUGUUAUUGGUCGUAACCAGACCGUUGUAUAACUUACGCACGAUUUCGGACACAUUGUCUGAAUUUGCGCAAAUACAGGAGAAUGGUGUCGGAUUUGGAUUUGACGCUACCAGGGGCACGACACGUUUAGACCACGUCGUCCUGGGACAAGGAUUCUCCAUCGUGUCCCUCCUCCAGAAAGAGGAAAAAAGAAGAAGGAGGACAGACGCUUUUCUUCGGACACUGACAAAGAAAGCACCGUCUUUUGGGAGUGGAGGAGCGGCUGUGAUGUGACGGCCAGGAUUGACAUCUUUGAAGAUUUAAAUGCCAGCAGACUUUAACACAAGGUUUCUUUGCAGAUGUAAAACAUCGUCCUGGAUAGUCCUAGUCCUUAAGGAUUGGGCAAAAUAAGCUAAAGCUUCCAAUCCUGGCAGAGAAUGGCUCAUGGGUGGGAUUCAUACUUCCAUAACCUUCCACCUCUAUCAUCAGAACCAAGCACUUUGACAAGGACAUCAGAGUCCGAGGGAAGUCUUUCCCAACAUAUAGAGAACUUCAUUGGACAUCAUGACUUCCCCGGCACAGAGGCUUCACAUGCAGCCUCUGCAACAAACUCAAACUUCAACCCAAACUAUUACUCAAAUUCCAGUAUGGAAAACCCCAGUUCAGACUGCCUUUAUCAAAAUUACGGCAAUGAAACCCCAUGGCAAGCUGAUGGCGAACAAAUGGGAAAAGAUUACUUGCCAAGAUGUGGAAAUAAUGAAAUCUCAGAUUUUGCCACAGAUGGAUUAUCGACAUCUGGAUCUUUUCCUUCAUCUUUUGCGACAGAUUUACAAGAACUUAAGCAAGACUGUGGAAUGCUAGCUACAUCACUUCUUGAGAGCUACUCAGAUGUCAGUAGCUGCUCGGAUGCAGAUGUAGUUGAAACAAGGCCUUCCUGUAAAUUUAUGGCAGGCAAUUCAGUUCCAAAACUUAAAACUGAUGUUACUAAAAAACCCAGCUCAUCAGUAUGGCUUUUCACUGAUACUGUAAAUAUGACCGUUCCGACUGAGAGUCUGUGCCCUAAUAGGUCAGAGACUAAUGUAGCUUUGCCAAGUACAUCAAAUGUGAUGAUGGCAGGAGAAAACAUAGUUGAAGACAAAAUAAAAUGUCCCCAAAAAACUGUCAAAGCUUACAAAGGAAACAACCAGUCCUUUACUACUACUAACAUGGUGACAACUACAAGGAGAAAGACUGUCACGGACAGAAAUGAUUAUGAUGGUUGCCCAGAUCAGAAACAAAAGAUGGAUGUGGAAAGAGAUCUCACACAAGGAAUAAAUUCAAACAUCACGAUAAGUGGCAAUGAAAAGUUGACUGAUGAUGGAAUACAAUACCUGGACGGCAAUGUGGAAGAGCAGAUUGCUGCAGCUGUGCCAAAUAUCCUGAUAACCUCCAACAAUGUGCAAGAUCUUUCAGGCGAAAAAGUUCUUAGAAAGGAAAUUGAGGAGUCAUUCAACCAAGAAAAUUGUGAUCCUACUUCCACAGAUGAUCAAGAUAGAAAUGUGCGAGAGGACAAGCAGGACAAAAGUGAAGUCCCUGGAAGAGAAUCAAGUUCAUUAGAAAAACAGACUUUUGAUGAGCAGACAUCCCUAAAUCCCAACUCUACUGAUGGUCAAGUUGAAACUAUGGAGACCAACUGUGAGAGAGAAAUUCAGUCAUAUACCUCAAAGUCUACAGAUCAUCAGUGCAUCAAGUUGUCCGAUUCUACAGAUGCCACUCAUGAACUGGGGGAAUUCACAAGUACCUUUAAAAGUAAAAAUAAUGAUGUUAAAUCCUGUUUGCAGUUAUCCGGGCACCAGUCUUCCAAAAGUGUGGCACAGGACAAUAUUUGUUUGAGCCCUGCUGUGACGAGAGAUGGUUAUCUCAACAAUACCAGUGACAAGAAUAAGCAACGUGUUGCAAGUCAUUCCGAUCCCUGCUUACAGACAACUAGCUCCAGCACAGAUGUAAAUCCCUGUCUAGAAAAAGAAUGGACCAGUGCAGCAGAAAAUACAAAUGCCAAAUCUCCAGAUCCAGAGUGUAGUGACACGGAUGUCACUAGUCUUCGUAUUGAUAGUGGUGACAACAACAAGCAAGGUGUCGCUAUUAAUGUCGAAUCAUGCUUACAGCCAAACGGCUCAAGCACAGACGUAAAUCCCUGUCUGGAAACGGAAUGGACAAGUUUACCAGAAAAGAGAACCCCGACCUCCUCAGCACCAAAUUGUAGUGACACUGCUCUGACUGGUGACAGUAAAGAGCAAAGUGUUUCUAAUGGUUUAGAAUCUUGUUCACAGUCAAACACCUUAAGCACAGAAAUAACUACCUGUGUAGAAAAGGAAUCGACAAGUCCAGAAGAGAAUCAAAAUGUAACCUCUUCUCCAGAUCAGCAACAGUCACAACAUCAAAGUUGGGGGGCUCCAGAACAAGGAAUCCUUAAUGGAGAUGUUGCUGAAAAUGCAGCAGAGUUGUUUAAAGAGUUGGACACAUCUGUAGAUGAGCCGUCCUUGUCUGGCGUCCUCUAUGGUGAACCACUGUCAAGAGAAGAUUCUUCAUGUGAUGCUGAUGAAACAGAACUUGACACAAGUCCCUAUGAAGACACUUCUAUGGCCAGACCUGACAGUAACAGCAUGAACUAUUCAGAAGGACAAGCACCUCAACUUAAAUCCUCUAACAAAAUGAGAAAACGCCUGCAACCUGUUGUUAUAUUGAAGACAUCAGAGUCACUAAAUGGAGCGAGUAACUCUUAUCAUUGCGCCGAUUGCCAACACACAACCCACAAUGUUGAUCAUCUAAUCGAACACUACCAUUGUUGCCAUUCAGUGCAAAACUUCCAGUUUUGCAUGGCUUGUAAUCUCUACCUGAUGAGGAAUGAACCAGCAGAGAAACAUGUAUGUUGUGUGACCAAAGACGGCGCUCGGCUCUCUUCUGACUUCAGCCUACCGAACAAAAGAAAACGCCUUGAAGGCCGAAGGUGCAUUAGAUGCGGACUCAAAUUUUCAAGACAUACUCAAUAUGUCUCGCAUAUACGAUCUCACACUGGCAAAACACCCUAUAAGUGCAAUGGAUGUGGAUCCUACUUUGCACAGUCUAGUAGCUUGCGAAGGCACAAGCACAUACCUGGCAGAUGCAAGAAAUCAAAACUUCAAGGUACAAAUUCUGAUGCUGAUUCUCAUAUCAAGGAAACUACACCACCGCUGCAAAAGGACCGUGUACAGAAACAAAUCUAUCCAAAUCUACCUAAAUGUUAUGUUAAGCUUGUUGACAUCUCUAAAACUCAUCUGGGUAGUUUAUGUGGGAAAGACUUCUCCACUGCAGAGAAAUCCAACAAACACUUCUGCAACGCACACCAGGGAAAAAGUCUGGCAGUUUCAUUAAGUCGGUGUACCACAAAACACAGUGGUGAGAAAACCCCAAAAGUGGAGAAUGAGACAAGAGCAAAAUAUAAAUGUCCUCUCUGUCCACGGCUUUUCAAGUACUCCUUCAACAGAGCUCGGCAUUUGCGUGACUGUGUAAGAAACUUCAUAUGUGGUGGGAAGGAAAAGAUUUCCGGUAAAUAUCGGUGUCCCUUGUGCCAUGUUACCUUCACUUCAUCAAGCAACCGAUACAGACAUAUUAAAACAUCUUGCCUCAAAGAGUGUGUAAAUCGUCUUGCUAAAGAGAGGGCAAAAUCAAAGAAACAAGUUAAACAGACAGAAACAAAGGAAAUUGACCUGAAAACCCAGUCCAAGCAAGAUGAAGAGAAAAAACUGCCUGAGGAAGUAGAAAAGGCAAAAAAAACACACCCAGCUUUAACAGCCCUCAAGCCUGUGCCACGUUACAAAUGCAACCUUUGUCCUGCAGUAUUUUGUCAUGCUUCUGGAAAGUACAGACAUAUGAAGAAACAUGAGCUGUUUAAACUCACUGGUAAAAUGGUUAGGUACAGGAAUUCAGUUUUCUCCAUCAAGUCUAAACCAGCAACUUUAAGUAGUUCAAACACUGAAGAGAAUAAGGAUUGCCCAAAAUCAAUUGUGACAACUGGCAGUCUUGCCCCUGGCUGUAAGUUUUGUGGAGAAUGUUUCGACACACCCCAGUCACUGGAGAAACAUGUGCGCAGUCACAGAGGCGAAAAACCAUACCGCUGUCUGGAAUGUGGAAAAGGAUUCAAAAAACGUGCAUAUCUGAUUGGACAUAAAAUCGUUCACCAGCGGAGGAUACAGUGCACUGUCUGCAGAAAGAUUCUUCCAACUAUUGGCGAACUGAUCCAGCACAGAAGCUCCCAUCUGAAAAGGGGAAUGCUUCAAUGCCCAGACUGUCAUCGGCAGUUCCAGUAUCCUGCACAUCUCCUUCGGCACUUAGACGGCCACAGAAGGAGAGAGAACAGGAAACGUCAACUUGGAGAGAGACCAUCAUUAAAACCCCAGGAGUCCUUGGAUUCUGUAAAAGAGCAGAGUGGGCCAAAGCAGCUUCAGUGUUCUUUGUGCAAAGAGGUAUUUAAUGAUGCCCAAGUACUAAGAAAACAUUGUCUUACACAUAUAUCUGAGUCCUCGUCAAACCAGUGUCCAUUUUGCAAAGAUGAUUUCAGUAAUCGCCGCUAUUUGCUGCGCCACAUGGUCAAACAUACCGGAGACAAGCCCUUUUCCUGCACUAAAUGUGGAAGACAGUUUUUCCGUGACUUGUACCUAAAACUUCACAGUGAGAAGUGUUUGUCUGCUCAAACCAGACAUGUGGUCACAAUGGAGUCUAACACUAAGAUAUGGCCACAUCGGUGUUCCUACUGUCCAAGGACAUUUGAUAAGAAAAACCGCCUCAAAAAUCAUAACCGUAGCCACAAGGCCAACACUCUGCUUCUAUGCUCAAAAUGUGGGCUGUACUUUGGAUUUAAUAAAUUACUGCAACAUCAGAGGAGGUGCACAGGAACUUCAGAUCUCAGCACUGGCUUAUCAUCUGUUAAUGGCAAUGUCUGUAAAAGCAUUUCACAGACGAGCCCAAAUGCUGACAUAAUGCCUCCAAAGUCGAAUGCAGCCAAGAUGCUUCACUUUAAAUGCCCUCACUGUACAAAGGGGUUCAGGUACAGAUCGUUACUUUUGAGACAUCUUGUGUCACACACUCGUGUGAAACCCUAUGCAUGUACGCACUGUGGACAUGGUUUUGGAAAUCAGACAAAGUGUUUGCAGCAUGAAGCUUUCUGUGAUGGUGUUCACAAAGAGGGGCAGAUGAAAGUCAAAGGUGAUGCUGCAGCUCAAUUGUCAAAGACGCCUAGUCUCAGUGAGGCAACACAAAAGCCAAAAACAGGGGGUGGAGCAGAGUUAAAGUGCAAAUUCUGCACAAAGACUUUCAUGAAAUCACGAAGCCUAAGGCGCCACAUUUUGACACACAAUGAAGUGAAACCAUAUCGCUGUAAAGCCUGUGACAGCUGCUUUUCAAGGUAUGAUCACCUGAAAGUACAUCAGACUCGCUGUAAGGGGAAAAAAAUACGAUUGGAAGUCUGCAUUCCCAAAAUCAGUUUAGAUGAUGUUGGCAAGGGUUGGCAAAAUAAGUAUUGUAUGCCUACAGCUGCUGAAAAGCAGGAGACAUUUGAGUGCAAAGUCUGUUCAAGGAUCUUCUCCAAUCAGUCUAAACUUUCCAGACAUGUCACCAUGUUCCAUGUUGCGAAAUUAUUCAAGUGCACAGGCUGUGGCUCGUCAUUCGCUCAUGAAAAGUCUCUGAGAAAGCACAGGAAGAUGAAGAAGUGCAGGACUCUCUCCAAAGAAACAAAUGCUUCUCUGCCACUGGAAACUAAUCCACCAACAGAAAAUGUGACAACGGCGCUUAAAGGGGUGAGAAAUAGAAUUGUACACCGUAUCCAACCUUAUUUGAACAAAAAGUACAAACACACAUGUAGUUUUUGCCCCCGCGCUUUUCAAAACACCUGGCAAUUGAGUGUGCACAACCGCCUGCACACAGGAGAGCGGCCAUAUGCCUGCGACGACUGUGGUCAGAGAUUUAUAAGGAAGGAUUACGUGAAACGUCAUUCCCCAAAGUGCACCAAAAGCCAGAGCCAACAGUCAACCACUAAAAUCCCACCAAAAGGCUUUUCUUGUGCAUACUGCAGUUCCCGCUUCUUGCUAUUUUCACAGCUUCAAGAGCAUUUUUUAAAUGCACACAAACUGGAAACAAAGGUUCCACCAAUAUCCACUGCUCCCCUACAACACCAUCUGUCAAAUAUACCAAACAUCAAAACCGAGCCUUUGGAUGAGAGUUGUGAUAAACAGCUAAGUGAUGGUGCUAAAUUAAUCUGUAAACUAGAUACAGAUCUUAAUAGUAAGGUCCCCAAUUCAUUGUCCUGCCCAAAGUGCAAUAUGUCCUUUAUAAAUAAAGCUGGACUAUCUGGUCAUCUGCAUGUUCACUCAAUGGAGCUUCCUUAUCAUUGUAAAACAUGCAAGAAAGGCUUUUGGAAUAGAGGUGUUCUCCGUAAUCACAACAGGAAAUGUAGAUAUGGGUGCAUUUCAAAGAGCGGUACAACCCAACAGUUGGAAGUCCCUUUGAAAGCAGAGAUUGAUUUUGUGCUAAAUGACUCUGUUCUAGUGUUCAAAGAGGCCUCCGAAUCAAGUGGCACUGGCGUUUUGCAGACCAACUUCUCUUGCAAAGAUGACUUGAUGGAUGAAUCCCCAGAAAAUUCAGAAAGAAAACCGAUGCAAAGCAGCUCAAGUAAAGAAAAGAAAGCUGUGCAGUACCAAUGUUCAGAAUGUGAUAAGAGCUUCACAGAUGGCUUAUUGCUCAUUAGUCACCUUGAAGACCAUGGAAGACAAGAACAAGCAAAAAGGCGCAAUGCAUGUAUUAAGUGUGGGCAGGAGUUUGCUAGUCAAGCAAAUCUUGCAAGACACAUGAAGAUGCAUGGAACUGAUGGGAAAUACUCUUGCCCUGACUGCUCCAAGGUUGUUAACACCUCAUCUGAUCUUGAAAUCCACCGAACAUGUCAUGACCCAAAUAAGCGUUUUGCUUGCAAACUGUGUAGUCACAGGUUUGGGACAAGACCAUCUUUAUGUAAUCAUUACAGAGAAGAGCAUCCAGAAGAUGUGUUUACUUGUCGUUUCUGUAACAAGGCCUAUUCAGUCAAAAAAUCACUGGCAAGACAUUAUAGAAGAUGGCAUCAACAAGAGCAGAGGAAUCUUGGGAGAACUGUACAGGAAAAGAGCAGCUCUGAACAACAAUCCAGCAAUCAUGUCAGCACAACUGGUGAAAGCGAUGAGGAUGAAAAUACCGGCAGUGAGGACAGCGACUCGGACUCUGCGCCAUACUUCCCGUGCCACGUGUGUGGCAAGACAUUCCCAACAUCAGAAAGUCUUGAGGACCAUCAGCGGUGUCACCUUGGCGAAAAACCACAUGAAUGUGCAGAAUGCGGUAGAUGUUUUUUCCAGGCGUCCCAGUUGCAGCAGCAUCAGCGAAUGCACAAGUCUGAAUUUCAGUGUCAGGCAUGUGGUAGGGGUUUUGUCUCACUCUUUGCGCUACGUAAACACAAGCAUACUCAUGGAAAGAGCCGUCCCUACCGUUGUUCCAAGUGUGACUUCAGUUUCACAGGACCGUUGCAGUUGGCAGAACACAUGUCCACCCACCGUGAAGAGAACUUCCCAUGUGAUAUAUGCAAUCUUGUGUUUAUCUCCAAGAGUAGUAGAGUUGAGCAUCGGAAAAGCCACUCUAAGUCAAGUGAACGCUCACCACCCCCAAUUUCAAGGGCAGAACAUGAGAAAUCUGCUAUCCUCUCUGAAAGCUCAUCAGUGUCCCCCAAAGAACUUAAAUAUCGCUGUGGUGUUUGUGGUGAGCGUUUCAGAGACCCAGAGGAGCUCUCAGAGCAUGGUUGCAUGGAAGCCAAAGAGCGGCCAUACUCCUGCUCAGACUGCGCUAAACAUUUUCUGCAUGCAUCUCACCUGAAAAAGCACAGGACCAACGAUCACAUAUCAUUGUCUAAUAGUGAAUAUCCGUGCAAUCAAUGCAACAAUAGUUUUUCCACCCCUCAGCAAUUCCUCUCCCAUCUGAAGAGCCAUGGUGAUACCGCAGCAGAAAUGAAACCCAUCUCUGAAGGUACAGGUGUGGCUCAAUCACACAGUUUCAUAUGUCCAGUUUGCCAUCAGUCUUAUGCCAGUGCCACUGAGUUGUGUUGUCAUUUUCCCACGCAUCCUGAUGGUACCUUUGAAUGCAAAACUUGUAAAAUGACAUUUCCCUCUAAAAGUAAGCUUGAAGAACACGAGAUCCGUCAUGUGACAUCAGCUACAGAAUUUGAAUGCACGGAGUGUGGCCAGAGGUUUUGGGGAAAAGACGCUUUCAAACAGCACCACUGUUCCCAUCGUAAGCAUUCAUCAAAUCCAUCGGCUAAGACAUCCACUCCUACUGAUUAUCAAGCAGCAGGAGAGGAAGAGGAGAUCGACGUUACUGGAGAGGACUUGUAUAAUUGCCCUGUUUGCUCAAUGCAGUUCUCCUCAAAAAGCGGUCUUUUGGAGCAUCAAAAUAAACAGCAUCGAAAUGAGAAGCCAUUCGUAUGCGAGCUUUGUGGAAAUACGUUUGCCAAGAGGCGAUACCUCAAAGAGCACGAGCGAAGGCAUCGUCAAAAAAACGCGGCUCCAUCCGUUGAAAACAAGUUCAAAUGUACCCAGUGCCACACCAGUUUCAAUACAGCACAAGAUCUGUCAGUGCAUAUGAGAUUGCACGCUCAAAAAGAAGUUGGACAGCACCGCUGUGACAUGUGCUACAAGUCAUUCAGCCAUUGGUCUCAUCUGAAGCAGCACCAAGAGAGUCAUGUUGGCCAAGUUGUUUAUGAAUGUACAGAAUGUGACAAAGCCUUCGCUUUUCCUCACCUGCUGGAGGAACAUCAACAGACUCAUGCUGGGUCCUUUCAGUAAUGGUUGUUGCAAAUCAUCUACCUUAUCCGUCUUUUGAAUAGCUAGCUAUAGUAACUUGAAAUCCCUUUCAUGCCUUACAUCUGACUGUGUACCUCCACUUGAUAUCACAAUUUAGAUCCAAUUUGUAUUUUUGACCCUUUUAACAUACUGACAAAGAUCUUGGCUCAUGUCUUUAUGACAGACAGUCUCCUCCUGCGUUUCUAUUUGCAGUGUAUAUAUUUUUAGUUCGAGUAUGGGAUUAAAUGAGCCAGAUAGUUUCUUGACAGUGUUUGUAAAUCUAUGACGAGCCUAUGUAAAGCAGUUUAACGUUCUGUGUGAUGAAUACAGACAAUGCAUGAUGGGAUAAGAUGUUUAUCGAAAGUCUUGGAUAAACGCUGUCAUUUUUUAUCAAACAUGAUCAUUUAUGAUGUUUGACAUUUAUUUUGAAAUAGCCUUUAGUUUUGUUGAUAAUAUGUAAGAUAGCCUUCAAACUGCUCAUUUUAUCUGUUGGCAAUUUCUAUAUCGUGUACUAUAGAUAAUUUUAUAUUUUUCAGUUAAACAUUUCCCUGUAUUUAUAAUGGGUUGAAUUUUUUUUUUUUUCAAGUUGCAAGUUUAUUGUACAUGCAUU